CGUCACUGCAGGCUCAAACAACUGUGUGUGUGGAGACGCGCAAAUCAUCUCCAUCCUCCGCAGUCUCCCUCUCAUCCUGUCCGUCUGUCUGACUGACUGACUGACUGACUGGCACUUCACCGCACUGACCAGUCAAACAAACUAACCGUCUGCACCACUGACAGCGCCGACUGCUUUUCUAGACACGAGAGUACAACAGCAUGUGAAUGGCGGCAGAAAGCGGCAGAGUUGUCACAGAGGAGCAGGAGGAGCUCCCAGCCUCUGGAGCCGUCACUCACAUGCGCCACACACACACCCGGAGUCAGAGCCACAUCCAGUUUCACCCUCUGACACACACACAGUGGCAGACUCCUCGCACUCUUGCUCACACGAGGAGUCACAGUCACACUCACUUCAGCACUCCCGCACACACGCAGUCCCACAAAUACAGCUGCCGCCUCACACACAGCCUCUCAGCCAUGACCAAGGCAGAGAGGGCAGCGCAGGGCUCGACAGGGAAGCUCAUCAAGCCAACUGAACCGCUCUUCCCCAAAACUCCUCAGCAGACUGAGUUGAGCCACAAGUUGUCAAUAUGCAGUAAGCUGUGUUUCGCCAUCGGUGGUGCUCCCAAAGAGGUGGCUGCCAGCGCCACAGCCUUCUUCCUGCAAAUCUACCUUCUUGAUGUUGCUCAGAUCAACGCCUUCCAGGCCUCCAUGGUGCUGUUCAUUGGUAAAGCCUGGGGUGCAGUGACUGACCCCAUUGUCGGCUUCUUCAUUACAAAGAGCAGAUGGACCAAGAUUGGCCGACUCAUGCCCUGGAUGGUGGGUUGCACUCCAUUCCUGGUGGUCUCCUACUUCUACCUCUGGUUUGUUCCUCCUUUCAUCAGUGGGAGGUUCAUCUGGUACCUAGGCUUCUAUUGCCUCUACCAAACCCUCAUCACUUGCUUCCAUGUGCCUUACUCUGCUCUCACCAUGUUUCUGAGCACCGACCAGAGAGAAAGAGACUCAGCCACUGCAUACCGAAUCACAAUGGAGGUGCUGGGGACACUUGUGGGUGCUGCCAUCCAGGGCCAGAUUGUGGCCAGCGCUCACACUCUGAAGCACUGCCCGACUCAUAAUAUGUCUGCCGGUUACCUUGGCAACAGCAGCGGGGCAGAGAUCGUCAAGAGCCUUGUGCGCUCCCAGGACUACCUGUCACACUCUAAGGAGGUGUAUAUGAUAGCUGCUGGUGUUAUAGGAGGAGUGUUUCUCAUCUGCACUGUGGUGAUGUUCCUGGGAGUCAAGGAGAGAGACGAUCCGUAUGCCCCCAAGACUGAGAAGCAGAUUCCAUUCUAUAAGGGCUUCAUCCUGGUGAUGAGACACGGACCGUACCUCACUCUAACUGCAGCAUUCCUCUUCAUCACUGUCGCCAUUCAGCUGGUACAGAGCAACUUUGUCCUCUUCUGCACUUAUGCUGCUGACCUGAGAGAUCACUUCCAGAACAUUGUGUUGACCAUCCUGGUUUCUGCAGUGAUAAGCAUCCCAUUGUGGCAAUGGUUUCUUCAGAGGUUUGGGAAGAAGACAGCAGCUUUUUGUGGUAUCACAUGGAUCAUGCCCUUCACCAUGAUGCUUGUCUUCAUCCCCAAUGUUGUGGUGGCCUACGUUGUGGCAGUUUCUUCUGGGCUCAGUGUGGCUGCCUCGCUUCUGCUGCCAUGGUCCAUGCUGCCAGAUGUGGUGGAUGACUUCAGACUGGCCAACCCCUACUCUAAAGGCCAUGAAGCCAUCUUCUACUCAUUCUACGUGUUUUUCACCAAGUUUGCUGCUGGCAUCUCACUGGGAGUGUCCACCCUCUGUCUGGAGUUUGCAGGGUAUGACACCGGCGCCUGCAAGCAGCCUGCACCUGUAGUGUACACCCUGAAGUUGCUGAUUGGUGCGGCUCCAGUGGCCUUCAUUGUUACAGGGUUAAUGAUCCUACUGCUCUAUCCUAUCAGCGAAGACGUACGACUCAGGAAUAAAGUCUGCCUGGAUGAGCUACGGAAACAAAGCAUCAGCUCCAAAACAGUGGAAGAUUUGAGUAACGUGUGACUUGGACCUUGAAUGGAGAAAAUCCACAAAGCCACGUAUUCCAGCCAACACGGCUGGAAAGUAGUUCUUUAGUGUAUAUUACACUGAUAAGGAAUUCAAUUGUUUUAAUGUAAACAUUUUUGUUUCAUUUUCACAUGUACUGUACAGUCAUCUUGGAUAUAUAAUUAUAUAAGAUUACAUAAUUUAUAUAAAUGAAUGUACAUCAUUAUUUGCUGUGUUUAGCUCAACAGCAGUUAUUUAUUUAUGAUAUACUAUUACUGAGGGCUGAUGAUAUGAAAUGAAUAAAUGUUGUAGAGGUUGUUUGGCAGACCGUA
Molecule: messenger RNA, 2356 nt
Organism: Scatophagus argus
Lineage: Eukaryota; Metazoa; Chordata; Actinopteri; Scatophagidae
Gene: mfsd2b
Product: major facilitator superfamily domain containing 2B
Exons: 15
Coding region: 207-2042 (611 amino acids)
Biological process (GO): carbohydrate transport
Cellular component (GO): membrane
Molecular function (GO): symporter activity; sphingolipid intramembrane carrier activity
Source: RefSeq, a predicted model, not a curated record